Messenger RNA from Oryzias melastigma (Indian medaka), 3877 nucleotides. Its product is annotated as FH1/FH2 domain-containing protein 3. Lineage: Eukaryota; Metazoa; Chordata; Actinopteri; Beloniformes; Adrianichthyidae. Gene Ontology annotation, biological process: actin filament network formation; cortical actin cytoskeleton organization. Gene Ontology annotation, molecular function: actin filament binding. The record is from RefSeq and is a predicted model, not a curated record. The transcript is spliced from 9 exons. Bases 1598 to 3286 code for a protein of 562 amino acids. Gene Ontology annotation, cellular component: cytoskeleton; cytoplasm.
AAAAAAAACUUAAAGCAUUUAGAAUCACCUGUGCUUUUUAUCAAAAACACGCAGCUCCAAAUCAUUUACAAUCAUUUUAGAACUUUUAGCAUUUUAGUGUAAUUUAGUAAAAGUAAAAAUAAAACUUUAGAGCUUUUAUUUGAUUAACUAUAAAUUAAAAAUACAUAUUUAAAGAAGAUUUCUAAAGAAUUUCUGAGAGUGAAUUAAUUUUAAUUUUUUUUUUUGCUUGGAUGUUUGAUAUGUUAAAAAUCUAAGCAGGAAUGUUGAAACUUAACUAGCUAAUCUCUUAUUUAAUCUUUAGCAUUUUUCUUUAAAGCUAAAGAGCCACAAUAAAGGGAGAAAAGGGCCUCAUGUGGCUCUGGAGCCACAGGUUGCAGACCCCCUAAAACUAGGACUAUGUCCAAAGUCUAUUUAGUCUUUAGUUGUUGCUGCUGGAGGACCCAGAUUGAAACAGAAAAGGCGUUUCUGCAGGUUAAAGAGGCGUCUCGCUGACCUCCCUAAAUCUAGCUGCACUUUAGUGUCUAUUUUCCAAGAGUAACUCUGUUGAUAAAUAAAUCAUUUCUAACGUUGCAGAAAAAGUUUUUUGGUUUUUUGGCUAAAGGAGUCCGGUCCGUGCUGCAGAAAGCAAUGCCACUGAGAAGGAGAUAAAGAGUAAUUAGGAGGGGCCUAAUGGAUGCUCAUUAGUGCCGCACGUGGACCGUGCAAAUUGCGCCAGAACGCCCAACGCUGUGAGUUUAACAGACCCCUCAGGACCAACGGUGGAGUUCUUAAAACACUUGUUUGGAGCACUAAAUUUGUCCUUUCAUUCAGUUUGUGAUUUAAAAGCAUUUUGAGAAUGCAGAACUUAUCAUGAAAUAACCUCACCACAUAUUAAAAAUAGCUUAAGGCGCAAGUUUCUUCUGAAACGGUGUUGACAAGAAGUUGUUCUUCAGAGCAGAGGCUGCUGACAUGUCACCCACAAAGCUUCGGUUAUUCAUCCUGGAUUAUGUGGAAGGAGGAGGAGAGGAGCAGGAGGAGGCGAGUCAGAGAUCUUCAGCAGUAGAUAAAAAGGUUUGUGUAAACAGCACUGGCAAUACAUGAAAGGAGAUGCAGCUGGAUAAGAAAAUGAAGGGAAAGGGUGCAACUCAAAUAAAUCUCUGCUGGACCUCUGACUGACUGACUGUCCAGAAGGACGGAGGGAAGUGGAAGUUAAAGGAGACCAGGAGAGGCUUCAGCAGGAGUAUCUGAGGACUCCUUCUCCAUCCCUCAUGUUUUCUGUUGCCCAAAAAUGACAACAGUAGACGCUGGGACUGGACGCUGCUUCGGAGCCACGCAGCAAUUACAGGCUGAGGUGCGGAGAGGAGAGCCAGAGGAGGCUGUCGGAGUGUGAUUUGGGUUUGUGAGCUAUGCGCCUCUGUGGUGCACAGGAGCUCCCGCGUAUGUUCAGAUGGAUUCCCAUUGUCCCUGAGGUGGGAGCCGAAUGCAGCGAUAGGAAACACGGGGAGCAACGGGAUCCUUUUUGAAAGAGGUCGGAUCCUUCGUCAGGAUGGGGAACCAUCUCUCAGGUGGUUUGUACCACUGAUUCAUUCUUUUUCAGACUGAUGACUUUGAGGAUUCAAUGAAAGACUCGGAUCUAAGUAAGGACUUGACCUGGGGGUCAGAUCAAUCCUGGGAUUCGGUCAUCAAAUCGGCAACACGGCUUUGCCUCAAUACUUUAGAUUUUUCCGACUUGUUGGAUGAAGACGACAGUGGGGAAGAAGAUGCAACCAGUACAAGGAAUGCGCCAACAAGUCCACAAGGCCCCCAGGAACAUCCUCCACCUCCUCCUCCACCUCCUCCUCUUCCUCCACCUCCACCACCUCUCACUGCCCCUCCCCUGCCCUCAGCUCAGACUGAAGGUACGGUCACUAAAAGUCGCACCUUGAAGCUCCACUGGAAGGAACUUCCCAAUCUGGCUCCUCUUCCCAGAAUGACACGCUUUGGAAUGCAGACAAUCUGGGCGGAGCUUGAGCCGGUACACUUGGACACAAGUCUUCUGGGAAUCCUGUUCAAAUCCAAGACCUGCGGCACCGGUUCUAAGGUGGUUUCUGGACGGCAGCAGCCCUCUGUCUCAGUUCUGGGAAUGAAACGAAGCAACAUCAUAACCAUCGCCCUGAGCAGCCUUCCAUCCCCUCGGUUGCUCCCCCCUGCCAUUUACGCCAUGGACAGCAGCGUUCUGGAUAGGGAGGAUGUUCAGCGUCUUCGAGCUCUGAUCCCCACAGAGGAGGAACUCAGCCUGAUAAAGGAGGCCAAGGCCCAGAACCCCCACGCUCCGCUGGCCCAGGCUGAGCUCUGCUUACUGACUCUGGGGGAAAUCCCUCACUUGAGCACCAGGCUGGAGCUGUGGGCCUUCGCUCUGGACUACGACUCCUUAGAGAAGGAAAUCGCUGAGCCUCUCUUCCAUCUGAAGUUGGCCAUGGAGCAGCUGGCAGCCAGCCAGACCUUCAGAUAUAUUCUCGCCACGGUGCUCACCAUCGGAAACUUUCUCAAUGGUUGUAAGGCUCGUGGCUUUGAACUGAGUUACCUGAGCAAGCUGUCUCAGGUGAGGGACACGCACACCCGCCAACCCUUGCUGCACCACGUCUGUGUGCUCCUGCUGCAGCUCCGCCCCGACUCCUCUGACCUCCACUCAGACAUCGCUGCUGUGACCAAAGCCGCUAAGUAUGACUACGCUCAGGUUCAGUCCAGCUUCACUCAGCUAGAAGCUAUGUGCAAAGCAUCAUGGGAGCAGCUAAAGAUACUUGAGAGGGCUGAAGAUAAACGGAAAGGAGGAAAGAUGGACAGAAGUAAAGGUGGAAAUGAGGAGGUUUCCGUGAACUCCCUGCGACAUAGACUGCCCAAGAUUUUGAAAGACUGUGAAGAAAGGCUUAAGGUCCUGAGAGCCGUCCAUCGUCGGGUUAUCAACAGGUUCCACUCUUUCCUUCUAUUCCUGGGAUACUCUCACUCCAUGGUGAGGGACACCAAAGCCGAGGACUUCUGCAGAACCAUCAGCAACUUUUCUCUAGAGUACAGAAACGCACGGCAGACCAUCAUCCUGCAGAGAGAACGGGAGCAGCAGAGGGCAGUGGCUGGAAGCCCCGCCCCAGGCACACCUGUGGGCAGGAGGAAGUGUCAGCAGGUGCCAUUACAGGAUAGCGAUGAGCAGUGCAGGUUAGAGAAAGUGCUGAGAACCCCAGAGUCGGGCUCCAGAGUGGACAUCACUGUACCACAAAGCCGCAGGAGAAUAGGUGACCGCAAAGGAGUAAAUUCACGGAAAAUGACCUGGUGACCCUAUGACAUAUUUUUCUUUAACUGUUGUAGCUCUUUGUUUUGGAUCAGACCGAGGUUUCCAAGGUUGGAAAUAUGUUGCACUGUCAACAAGUAAGUUCAAGAACUGCAAGACCCAUUAAUUUCUGUUCAGUUGAUAUAGAAUUUUUACUAUGGGUUUGGACAUUUGCUUAUGCUUAGCUCUACAGGAGCUGAAGCUAAUUUCAAAUGUAUAUGAUGAUUAAAUCAUGCAGAAAAUAAAAGACUGUGAGUUUUUACAGAAAUUUGGGUUUACAGAUUCCUAAAGUGACUAUAUCACCUGUUGGUAGUCCCACUCCAACUAUCUUUUAAUCUAUUUGAAAAACAUUCCUGGUGGUCUUUUAAUUAUGAUUUUGGUGGUUUUAAUCAAAAUCAAAAGUCCUUUUCUAUAAUUUUUGCAGAGCACCAGCAUCCACAUUCCUCAGAAAUUUGCCUCUUAAUUGUGGCCGGAAUUGGCGCGGAGUAAGCUCACCACCCAUUUCCCAUCAUCCAUCUGUUUACACGCUCUCCUGGUAACUUACAGCCCCUUACAACCCUAACAUAACAUUGGCGGUGCAACAAAAAUGACAAGAGA